Messenger RNA from Cadophora gregata, 660 nucleotides. RefSeq lists its product as uncharacterized. Bases 1 to 660 code for a protein of 219 amino acids. NCBI's taxonomy places the organism in Eukaryota, Fungi, Ascomycota, Leotiomycetes, Helotiales, Ploettnerulaceae. The transcript has 2 exons. The record is from RefSeq and is a predicted model, not a curated record.
AUGGUAAAGACGCAUACGUCGGUGAACGAAUAUGUCGGUCUGUUUGAUGAGAGUCAUGCAUAUGUACAAAGCAGGGAAUAUCGCAGCCGGUACUACAAAGAGAGUCUAGACACCGUCUGGUCCUUGACUUUGAACCAAUUAUCUCCUCCAAGCGGCGGAACUUUACAAGUCCUAUCAUUCCUAGACCCCGACUAUAUCCAGGAUUCAAUUUUAAAUUCAUCCCGAACAGUGGCAUUAGAGGACCAUCCAUGGAAUGAAUCUGACCUGUUAGAGAGUCAGGCGGAGCUCCUGCAAGCCGCAUUGAUUGCGAGAUCUUCUGGAGGCGAUGGACUGCAAGUUCACAGACUCGUCCAAGCUGUCGUAAGGGAAAGAAUGGAUCCUGAUGAGUUUCGGAAAGCAUUGUCAAGUGCGGUAACUUUGGUAUCCUCUGCUUGGAUUGAUGCAGAUUCCAGUGAGCAGGGCAGACUACCGAACCCGAAGAUCCGCGAUGACCUUCUACCUCAUGUGAAUCACCUCAAGGAAUUCGAGGCGAAUAUGACGGACUCAGAAAGCGGUAUCUGCACGAAAACUGACUUUGAUAAGCUUUUGAGCUACGUUGAAGAUCACGUCAGUGGGAAGGGAAACUCUGGUGGUAUAGUGGAUCCUCUGAAGGCAUCCUAG